AUGAGGUCUCCUGGGAGUGCCACAAUCCCUGGGAGUACCCCUUGGGGCGAUGUUGGCCCUGAAAGGUUCCCUAGUGGCGACUUUGCCCGUAGCAGGGCCCCUAUGGAAGCUGCCACCCCAAAGGAGGGCCCAUGGCCCCUAUGGGGCACUGCAGCACUAAGAAGAGCACCUGGGGGCGUCACUGCCCCUAAGAAGAGCCCCUGGGGACGUCGUUGCCCCUCGGCGGGCCCCGGGGGAGCCACCAUUCCUGAGAAGUCCUUUGGGGGCGUUGCUGCCCCUGGGAGGACCCCUGUGGGUGCCGCCGCUCCUGGAAGGGCCCCUGGAUGCGCCCCCGCUCUUGGGAGAGCCUCUGAAGGCGCCAUUGCGCCUAUGAGGUCUCCUGGGAGUGCCGCAAUCCCUGGGAGUACCCCUUGGGGCGAUGUUGGCCCUGAAAGGUCCCCAAGUGGCGCCUUUGCCCGUAGCAGGGCCCCUAUGGAAGCUGCCACCCCAAAGGAGGGCCCAUGUGGGUGCCAUCACCACUUUAAGGGCCCCUAG
This is a messenger RNA of Homarus americanus (American lobster), 534 nucleotides long. RefSeq names its product skin secretory protein xP2-like. The transcript has 2 exons. The record is from RefSeq and is a predicted model, not a curated record. The coding region runs from base 1 to 534 and encodes 177 amino acids. Lineage: Eukaryota; Metazoa; Arthropoda; Malacostraca; Decapoda; Nephropidae.